UGGGUUAGCAGUUAAGCAGGGACACAGACCUCACCAGCCAAAGUUGUGUUUGUUUUCACCGCAAGAUAGCCAAAAAAGUUAUCGUGUCAUUAGUACAAAGGUGAAUCACUGACACUCGGUUCAUUUCUGGGUGUCGUUUGAGUCCCCGGAGGAUAAAUGAGCCGCUGACGCUGAUGGCUUUUCUCUGAAAUGAAAGGGGAAGUGAAACUUAACAGGAAAGCUGGCCAGUCGAAGAAAAACCAAGAAGAGCCAACUCAGACAGAUUCAAGUUUAACUUUCCCCAACUAGUUCAGCAAAAUGGACCGAUCCACCAACAACAUGUACUUCAUCAUAACAGCACAGCCUAAGUACCAUGGAUAUAUCCACGCAGGCCGCAUAUGUCACAUCGCAGAGUCUAGAUACACAUUGGAGCUCAGCAAAGAAUCCCUCACAAAGUUGCCAGUCAUCUGCAUGGGUUCAUAUACGGAUACAAAACUGGAUGUGAGUGACAUGGACCAUGUGAGCGCAGAGGAGGCUGGACUGCUGCUGGCCCUGGAGGAUGACUCCGAGAGGCUGAAGUGGUUCAGAGAGAGGGAGACUCUCAGGACAGCUCUGAGCCUCACGACGAAUACCCCAGUUACUGUGGAUGAAGGGAAACAGAAGCUGAGGGGCAUCAUCCGCUUCAUUGGAAGGCUGUCAGAACCAAAAUAUCUCGAUCCCCUGUCAGGAGUGUUCUUUGGGAUUGAACUGCAGGGUCCUGAUAAAGGAAAAGGGCACACAGAUGGGACCUUCAGGUCGAGAACAUUUUUCCGCUGCAAAAAAGACUGUGGCAUUUUUGCCCCAUUCUCCAGAGUGAGACCUGUGGUGCCUAGUUCCUUGACAUCCUCAGCCCACCAGCCCACCCUGCAGGCACAAACAGACAAACUAUCCAUAGGUGAUAGAGUCACGUAUUUUGUGGAUGAGAAAUGUAGCCACGGAACAGUGGUGGACCUUAAUGGGAAUAAUGAACACCAGAUGGUUCGCAUCUCCACAGACACAGAUGAGAAUGGACAGGCAGGGGAUGAAGUUGAAGUUCCACUGGACUGUGUUUUUAAGGGGGAGGUGCUGCCUGCAGAAACAGAGAAAAUGGACGUUGAUACACCUGUGGUGGAACCAGAUGCUAACUACGGAGGUCUGGGUGUGAAUUCCAUGGUAGAAGUGGACUUUGCUGCUGGCAAGUCCUAUGGAACUAUCCGCUGGAUUGGUUAUUUGCCUGGUCGAGACGAGAUCACGGCUGGAGUUGAGCUGGAGGAUAACAGUGGAGUGAGUGAUGGUACUUUCAAAGGUGUCCGCUUCUUCAAUUGCCCUCCUGGAAGAGCUAUUUUCCUCAAGCUGCUCACAUGUCAUCCCGACUCACGCUUUCAGAGUGAAUCAACCAAUCACAGAGAGAAGACUCCAAAAAAUGAAGUUCCAGAAAGCGAGACAGAGCACUGCACAGGGAGGAUUGAGACUGUUGCUCCUAUCAGUACUGAGGAAGUUAGCCAGGUUCUGAUAGGACGAAUGAAGGGGAUCCAAGGCCACUGUAACUCCUGCUACAUGGAUGCUGCCCUCUUCAGCUUAUUUUCUUGCUCCUCUGUACUGGACUCCAUCCUGUUUAAAUCAACAAAGCCUCAAGAUGCCCCAAUUCAGAAAACCCUACUGCGUGACAUUGUCAACCCCCUCCGCAGUAAGGGCUUUGUAGAGGGGCGCCACAUUAUGAAACUUAGACAGCAGCUGGAGAAACACGGCUACAGCCACUCCUUCACUACUGACGAAAAAGAUCCUGAGGAGUUUCUCAUUGUCAUCAUGCACCAUAUUCUUGCCCUGGAGCCUCUUCUCAAACUCUCAGCAGGUGGUAAAGUUCAGGAGAGUUAUUGUUACCAGAUCUUCUUGGACCAGAACCAUAACCUGGUGCUGCCUACGGUCCAGCAGCUACUGGAGCACUCCUUCCACAGUGCAGGACUCAAACUGGCUGAGGUGCCUUCCUGCCUCAUCCUCCAGAUGCCUCGCUUUGGGAAGAAAUUCAAAAUGUUUGACAAGAUCAUUCCCUCUUUAGAGCUGGAUAUUACUGAUCUUCUUUCUGAAGGUCCCCAGCAGUGCAUGAUGUGUGGGGACCUGGCCCAUGAAGAGUGCACAGACUGUUUUAAAGAUCCCAUUUUCAGCCAGACAGGAUUCAAGCUCUUCUGCAAGAAGUGCUCCUUUCAGGUGCACUCUAAUCCCCAGCGACAAUCCCAUCGACCAACCAUCCUGGAGAUCCCUGAAGGUUUCUUUGAGCAUGGCACACCUCACGUCCUGGCCAGAGACAAACUGGAGCUGUUUGCCGUGCUCUGCAUCGAGACAAGCCACUAUGUUUCCUUCAUCAAAUACGGGCCAAAGAGCCAAGACUGGAUCUUCUUCGACAGCAUGGCUGACAGACAAGGGGAGAGAGAUGGCUUCAACAUCCCUGAGGUGCAGGCCUGUCCUGAAGUGGGCAUGUACCUGGAAAUGUCCCCUGCAGAGCUGGCCAAUCAGGUGCCUCGGGACAUGAAAGGUGUAGCCAAACGUCUCUUCUGUGAUGCGUACAUGUACCUGUACCAGAGCAGCAGCAUGUGUCUGUAUCGCUGAGGGAGCCUGGCAUUACUGUGGAAAUCCCACCGCUUAUUGAUUGUACAAUCUGACAAUAAGAAAAUACAUUAAAAUAUAUUAUACUGAUUAUAAUAUAUAGCAGCUUAUGUUUACUUUUGCUAUUCAUGUAAAUGUCUUUUGCCCUGUCCUAUUGCUACUCUUGCAACAAUGUGUGAAACUACACACAUGAACGCUGGAAAAUGUGUACAUAAUUGCUUUGCCUUAGUGUCGGGAAAUUAAAAUUAGAUUUGAAUAAUUUAUACAAACUUUAUACAAAAGAUAGGAGAUGACAAACUGACAUCAGUGGCACAACUGACAUAGAUUGCUCAUUCAUUUUGAAUCGUAAUAUGUAGAGAGGAAAUUCACAAUCACUGAGAUGCCAUUUGUGAAGAUAAAUGAUAUUUUGCACUAUAAUAUUAAGACUUUGUGGAAUUCCCUCCUUAUGUAUUAUAUAUACAAGGAAAUGUAAUGAGUAUUUUCUAGGGCUGUAUCCAACUCGCAAUUUCCAGAGUCGACUCAGAAUCGGCCUUUCAAAAAGACGAAUCGACUCGCACUGCCUACGACAGUAAUUCUGUAUGUGUGACCAUGGUUUUCAGUACUGUCCUCCGCAAGUUAAUUAAUCCUGUUAAUUGCAUCUACCAGUUGUGAAAUGGUAUACUAUUUUCCCACUCCCUAUAUUUCCAUUGAAUUGUUUAGAGACCUUGUCCAAUGUUAUUGUCGCAUUGCAAUGCCCAGUAAGUAUCCUGGAAAAAAAAAAAAGAAAGAAAUUUUCGACUACACCUUCUGAGUCAGUUUGCGAGGAGGCUCGGAG
Myripristis murdjan (pinecone soldierfish) is the source of this 3412-nucleotide messenger RNA. RefSeq names its product cylindromatosis (turban tumor syndrome), like (gene cyldl). Gene Ontology annotation, molecular function: cysteine-type deubiquitinase activity. The record is from RefSeq and is a predicted model, not a curated record. The transcript is spliced from 15 exons. Bases 298 to 2601 code for a protein of 767 amino acids. NCBI's taxonomy places the organism in Eukaryota, Metazoa, Chordata, Actinopteri, Holocentriformes, Holocentridae. Gene Ontology annotation, biological process: protein deubiquitination.